This is a messenger RNA of Paramecium octaurelia, 1453 nucleotides long. The record is from the annotation of a GenBank genome assembly. Lineage: Eukaryota; Ciliophora; Oligohymenophorea; Peniculida; Parameciidae.
AUGGAAGAAAUUAAAAAAGGAGAUAUAAUUGCUGAAGAAUAUGAAAUAAUCAAUUUAUUAUCACAAGGAUCUUUUGGAAAGGUUUAUUUGGGAAGAUCACUAUCAUAAAAGAUUGAGGUCGCAAUUAAAGUUGAAAAAAAUGAAGUUGCUCAUCUGAAUAGUUUAUAGAAAGAAGUAACUAGUGCUUCUUAUUAAAUACAACUUAGGUUACAAUAUUGAAAUAAUUAGAAGGAAUUGACUAAAUUCCAAGUGUUUAUUGGAAUGGUUACUAUAAAGGAAUGGAUGUUAUAAUUCUAAAUAUGCUGGGGAAAGAUUUAAUCUAUUAUUUUCAUAAAUUUAAGCAUUUCUCUUAUUAGUGUGUAUGCAAUGUAGCCAUCUAAAUGAUUGAAAUUUUGGAGCUCAUCCAUAAGAAGUAAGAAUUAAAUCUAUAUAUUAUAAGAAAUAUCAUUCAUAGAGAUUUGAAACCAGAAAAUAUUUUAGGAUCACCUGAUUCUUCUAAAAUAUACUUGAUUGAUUUUGGAAUUGCCAAAGAUUUGGAGUAAAAUAAAAAAUCUAAGGAUAAACUAUCCUUUAUUGGGACUACCAGAUAUGCUAGUUUGGCUGCUCAUUUGGGAGUUGAAUAGAAUAAAAAAGAUGAUUUAGAAUCAUUGGGUUAUAUUCUUAUUUUCUUCAUUAAUCAAACAUUGCCUUGGACAAAUAUAGAUAAAGAAGAUGUAUUCAGAAUUGAAAAGAUAGGUUAAAUGAAGUAAGAAAUUACUUUAGAAACAUUAUGUAAAGGCUUACCAUCGGCAAUAUUAAAGUACUCCUUUUAAUAUUUAGAUACAUGAAAUAUGUGAAAUAAUUAUAGCAUAAAUAGAAACCUGAUUAUUAAUCAUUGAAAAACUUAUUUGUAAUUGAAAAUCAAAAUCAAAUAGGUAAUUGUUUGAUCUUUGAUUGGAAUAAGAAGGAAUUUUAAGAAUUAAAAUUAAAAUCCUCUAAAUCUUUACGAUCUUUAAACAAUAUUCAAAUUAGUAAAAGUUCAUUUAAUAAUAAAAAUAAAAAACAAUUUCAAUCCAUUUCCAAUAUAAAAAGGGAAAGCUAUGGGAAGAUUUCAAGUAAAAAUAAUUAGAACACAUUUGGUUAAAAGGAAUCCAGCGACGAGCGUUCAAACUCUAUAAAACAAGUUUCGAAUCAAAAAAGCAUUUUUGUGGACUACUCAAUUAGUUAUGAAUAAACUAAAGUUUCAAAAGUUUCUCAAUUUAGAUAGAAAAGCUCAAAAAGCAUUUUUGGUAAGAAACAUCAAAAAAGUCAAUAAUUAAAAGAAUCUUCAAUAAUUCCAAUACAAUCAGAAUAAUAAUUAUACGAAAUGGAAGAAUCAGACUUAGAAAUUAAAUAUAAUUUAUUACAUUAUACUUCAGUGUUCUACAAUUAUAAAAAUCCUAUAUAAGAGUUUAAAGUAAUUUAAUUUAGCUGA